Molecule: messenger RNA, 1902 nt
Organism: Neopelma chrysocephalum (saffron-crested tyrant-manakin)
Lineage: Eukaryota; Metazoa; Chordata; Aves; Passeriformes; Pipridae
Product: glucosylceramidase-like
Exons: 11
Coding region: 1-1656 (551 amino acids)
Biological process (GO): glucosylceramide catabolic process
Molecular function (GO): glucosylceramidase activity
Source: RefSeq, a predicted model, not a curated record
AUGGCAUGGCAUGGCAUUACACAUCAUGGCACGGCACAGCAGAGCACAGCUCAUCGGCGUCACCCAAGCCGCUGCAGCAGAGGUGCCAUGGGGACAGGCUGUGCCAGCAUCCUGGGCUGGCUCCUGCUGGCACAGGCAGCCCUGCAGGCCACAGGCGGCCGUCCCUGCGAUGCCAAGGACUUUGGGCACGGCUCGCUGGUCUGUGCCUGCAGUGCCGCGUACUGUGACACGCUGGACCCCCUGGUCCUGCCACCCCCCGGCUCCUACGUCAAGUACGAGAGCAGCAAGGCCGGCAAGAGGCUGGAGCGGAGCGAGGGGAGGUUCCAGCACAACGCCGAGAGCCCAGAUUUCCACCUCACCCUGGACACGGCGCAGCGGUACCAGAAGGUGAAGGGCUUCGGGGGCUCCAUCACCGACGCAGCCGCCAUCAACAUCCAGUCCCUGUCCCAGGCUGCCCAGAACCACCUGCUCCGCUCCUACUUCUCCGAGGAAGGCAUCGAGUACAACCUCGUGCGUGUGCCCAUGGCCAGCACCGACUUCUCCGUCCGCCUGUACACCUACGCCGACGCCGAGGGAGACUUCGAGCUCAAACACUUCAACCUGACGGAGGAGGACACGAGGAUGAAGAUCCCCAUCCUCCGGGCGGCCCAGGCAGUGGCCAAGUGGCCACUGUCCCUGUACGCCAGCCCCUGGACCUCCCCCGUCUGGAUGAAGACCAACGGCGCGAUGACGGGGAGGGGGACGCUGAAGGGCAACCCUGGGGACAAGUACCACAAGGCCUGGGCCAAGUACUUCAUCAGGUUCCUGGAUGAAUACGCCAAGCACAACCUGACCUUCUGGGCAGUGACGGCAGGGAACGAGCCCACGGCCGGGGAGAUUGUUUUCUACCCCUUCCAGUGCCUGGGCUUCUCCCCCGAGCACCAGCGGGACUUCAUCGCCCAGGACCUGGGCCCAGCGCUGGCCAACAGCUCCCACCGCCACGUCCAGCUCAUCAUCCUGGACGACAACCGGCUCCACCUCCCGCACUGGGCCAGAGUGGUGCUGGAGGAUGAAGAGGCAGCUCGUUACGUCCACGGCAUCGGCAUCCACUGGUACCUGGACUUCAUCGGUCCCAUACAGGACACAGUGUUGCCCACUCAUGAGCUCUUCCCUGACUACUUCAUCCUGGCCACGGAGGCAUCCAUUGGAGCCCAUUUCUGGGAGCGGGAUGUGAUCCUGGGCUGCUGGGACCGGGGCAACCAGUACAGCCACAGCAUCCUGACGAACCUGAACCACUUUGUGACUGGCUGGACCGACUGGAACCUGGCUCUGGACCUGGAGGGGGGCCCCAACUGGGUCAAGAACUAUGUGGACAGCCCCAUCAUCGUGGACAGCAGCGAAGGCAUCUUCUACAAACAGCCCAUGUUCUACCACAUGGGGCACUUCAGCAAGUUCAUUCCCGAGGGCUCCCAGCGCGUGGGGCUUGUUGCCUCCAAAGAGUCCAAGAAGACAGAGCUGGAGUACACGGCUUUCCUGCGCCCCGACGGCGCCGUGGUGGUGGUGGUCCUGAACCGCUCCCCCCAGGACAUCUCCUUCGGGCUGGCCGACACCGUCGGCCUCAUCUCCGCCGUGGCUCCGGCCAACUCCAUCCAGACCUUCGUGUGGCAGCGGCAGUGACGGGGCCGGGACGCCCGUGGACGUGCCGGACGCAGCCGGGCUGGACGUGCGGCCCCAGCUGCCCGCGGGCUCGGGCUGGGGCGCGCGGGGGGAGCGAUUCCUCGGAGCCGAGCGCCCGGAGCGAGCCGGGCUGGGAAUGCCCUGUGUUUGGCAGGAGGGCCGGGGGCACCGGUGCCCCUCAGGGUGGAGACCCCACAGGCUGUGAGCGCUGUGUUCUGCUGUUCUGGCAUUAAACGGUGAAGCUGC